This is a messenger RNA of Effrenium voratum, 2318 nucleotides long. The record is from the annotation of a GenBank genome assembly. NCBI's taxonomy places the organism in Eukaryota, Dinophyceae, Suessiales, Symbiodiniaceae.
AGUUGAGUGGCUCAAACGAGGCAUUUUUGUGCCUUGCUAGCUGGCUUUGUGGUGCUGGCUUCGAAAGGAGUGCGGUCCGCAUGGCGGGGGCGAACAUCCCCCUUGCGUCGCCCGGGAGACCUGCCAGCCGAGUGAUCACUCAAAGCCCGGCGGUGGGUUUCCGGGCAAUGCUGCCCGGCUAUGCUGUGAACGGUGGAAUGGUGACCAUCGCACGCAACACCAAGUCUAUGUGUGACCUGUCACAAGUUUCCUUUGGGGGCCGUGCUCGUUCGCCACCGCCUAUGCAAGUGAACCUGAGCUACCAGGCAAGCCCACGCGCCAGCCCCAUGGUUAUGCGAGGCCGUGUGCCAGAGACACAGAUCAGCGCCAAUGUGCCUGGAAAUGCAACUCCCCAGUCUCGACAACUUGGUGCCGCUCCGUCUGACCGAGAACCUGCGGCUCCAUUCCGAGGCACUGUGGCAUCAGGACCGUCCUUGCGUCCUGGCCUAUCGUGUCGGGCGCCACCGUCUGUGCGACAAACAUUCAACCAUGUCCAGACAGCUGCUUGGCCUUCAGCUGUCCGUGCCAGCAGCGCUGAUCGGAGCUCUGCCCACGUCCAGAUUUCAGGAGGCGGUACCGGACCAGCGCGGCAAGUGUCGAGCGCUACGUCAGACUCUUCAUCCCUCCCCUUCUCUUCAGCUCGCAGAAUCAGUGGGGCGACCUUUCCAAAAGGCGCAUCGGCAGUUGCCCCUGUGCACCGGCUUCAGCCCAGCCAUUCGUCUGUUCUGGCGGCUGGCGCGCCGACGUUGCGAGCAAAUCCCAUGCCCAUUCCAGUGCAUGCAGCUGCGGAGCAGCCAGAUGAGGUGAUCCUGCGGCAAGUCACACGCCUGCAGAACUCCUUGAUGCAGCAGAUCGAAAGCACAAAGCAGCAGAUCCAAAGGCAAAGCGCCCAAGCUGGAUUGAAGCAUGUGAACGGGCACAUGCCUUCGCAGGCGGCCGUGCCGAAGCCCAAAGAAGUGGCUCGGCCACUCCCAGAAACGCGCCCCGAGCCACGCCCCGAGCCUGGCGUCGCGGCCGAGCCGGACACGGCGGAGCUGGCAGCCCCACCGGGCCUGGCCCCUCCGGGGAUUGCGCUGAGCAUCGAUGGAACGAUCGCACGGGCGUACUUGAAAGGCUAUAGCCCUUCUGCAGUGGCUGCUGGCAGGAUCCAGCGCGCUUGGCGGCGGAGGCGCAUGAGGAUGGGCAAAAAGGUGGACAAAGAGAGCUUCACCCAGGUCUUCUCAGAUAUUUUAAUGGAGAUCCGGAAGAAGAAGCAGCUGGUGCCGAAGCUCCACCCGGAGCACCACUCCGCCUGCCGGAUCCAGCGUGCCUGGAAGAUGAGCCGCUGGCGCCGCGUGUUCGUAACUGACUGCAAGCGCGACCUGGGCUGGCUGGGAUCCUUGGACUGGCUUCAGCGACACAGCAUGCUGUACGGUACCGAGCUGGCUGAGCCGGAGGACCUGGAUUGGUGGUACCAUCAGCAGUCUGGCGCCCCGUUGGACUAUGAGGUUGACCCUUGGGGCUGCAAGAAGCUGCGGGAGCACUUGAACAGGAUGUGGUUUGGCUGCUUGCCGCAGCCCAACGAGCCCUUCCUGGAGGCAAAGCCGGAGAAGGACGCGCCGCGCGCAAAUGCCCGCGCGGCGCAGACCAACCCCCCCAUGCCUGUGGCGCCGGCACAGCACAGCCACGUGCUUGAGAAGGUGCCGAAAAAGAGCAUUCCGGCGAGUACUGUUACACUGGGGCGCCUGGGGCGCAGCUUGCUGGCGCCCGCCAUGCCCGCGAGCCGCGCGACCAUGGCAGCCAUUUCGCCUCGUGUGGAGGGGCGCCAGAUGCUCAGUGCCUCAGCGGUGACGUUGCACAGAUGCCCUUCGCCCACGAGGGCGCCGAUGGUGAGCCGCAUGGCCCCCCCGCCGGUGGCAAUGGCACAGGUGCCAUGCUCUCUGGCAACGGGCCUUGGCAGAGCAGCCAAGGCGCCGCGCUUUCCAGUGGGUCAAGUCCGUCGAGGCAGCCUGCAGGCAUCGCCGCGCUGCUGCAUGUUUCCCAACGGCCCCCGGAAUGUUGGACACUCCCUCAGAGGGGCUGAGGAUCGUGCAUCUGGGCCAUGCUUGGCUGCCAACUGUUAACAAAAGAACGUCGAACUCGGUCCCAAAGAUGGUUUGGCAAAUGCGCUGAGUGGCAAAGCACAAGCCUGCUGCAAAGCGGCCGCGAUUUGGAGAUCUGCCAGCCUGGACCGGGUGGAAUUAAAGCAGGGGCUGGCUGUUCCAUCUGCAUGGGCAGAGGUUUCCGCACUCCAGAGGCCU